Sapajus apella (tufted capuchin) is the source of this 2047-nucleotide messenger RNA. Its product is annotated as RING finger protein 224-like. The coding region runs from base 703 to 1305 and encodes 200 amino acids. The transcript has 2 exons. The record is from RefSeq and is a predicted model, not a curated record. NCBI's taxonomy places the organism in Eukaryota, Metazoa, Chordata, Mammalia, Primates, Cebidae. Gene Ontology annotation, cellular component: endoplasmic reticulum membrane. Gene Ontology annotation, molecular function: ubiquitin protein ligase activity. Gene Ontology annotation, biological process: protein localization to mitochondrion; protein K63-linked ubiquitination; protein autoubiquitination.
CCCUGGGGGGGGGGGGGGGAGGUGGGCACCAUGGUGCACUUGCUGGCCUGCCUGUACCCGAGUGGCAGCUCUUGCCUGCCUCUGACGUGACAAGUUCCCUGCCUGCUUCAUUCUCAAAGGCUUGGUGGGUCAGCUGAGAUCUGAUCGUCAGGACGGUUUUGGGCAGGUGCUGGAAGGCAGAGCUAAGCCGUCCGUCCUGCCUGGGAGCUGAGGCUGCCGGAAGCAGUGGUGGGAGAGGGUGUGGUGGAUACGGCCCCGCCCCUGGGAGGGGCUUUAGGCACCAGGAAGGGAAGUCCCGCUGGAGGAGUCCUGCUGAUCACACCGCCUCGCCGUCCUCUCCUCGGAGUCUCUUAUCUGUGGUCGGCUGGUUGCUGGCAGGGGACUAGACGUGGCCGAGGCUGGGCUGGGGACGGCACUGCAAGGGCACAGGAUCCACUCAGCAGGCCAGCCUUGCCGGGGCCCCAGCGUAGUUCCUGUCCAGUGAGAGAGCCAGCCAGGACCACCACCCCUGAGCUGUGCCCUGGGGUCCCUGGCCUCCACCUUGCUGACUCCCACCCUGGGCCUGUCAGUCCACCUGGGGCUUCUCUGGGCCCUGAGUGCCUGAACCCACUGUGCCCAGCACCAGUGGGUGAAGGGGAUGACUUUGGGCUCCCCCAAGAUGCUGAGACUCCAGCCAGUGAGCCCCUGUUGGAGGCUGUGGCCAUGGAGGGUGCCUGGGCCCUUCCAGCCUGGAAGGAGGAGCGGGGAGAGCAGGCAGCAGGGCAGAGGGAAGAAGAGUGCCCCAUCUGCACUGAGCCCUAUGGACCCAGGGAGCAUCGCCUGGCCCUGCUGAACUGUAGCCACGGCCUGUGUGUGGGCUGCCUGCGCAGGCUGCUGGGCUCGGCCCCGAGCUCCGACCUGGGCUGGGUGCGCUGCCCACUGUGCCGCCAGAAGACCCCCAUGCCGGAGUGGGAGAUCUGCCAGCUGCAGGAGGAGCUGCUGCUGGCCGACGGGCCCCCACGCCAGUCCCCCCGAGAGGCCCCCGCACCCCAGCACCGCGACCCUGGACCCUGGGGCUCCCUGGAGCACCGCUACCAGCUGCGCUUUCUGGCGGGGCCCGUGGGUGGCCGCGGCUGCCUGCCCUUCCUGCCCUGUCCGCCCUGCCUGGGUGCCUGGCUCUGGACCCUGCGGGAGCAGGGACCCUGUGCCCGCCGCGUGGCGCUGCUGAGCCUGCUGGCCCUCGAGCUGCUGGGGCUGCUGCUGGUCUUCGUGCCGCUGGUGCUGCUGGGGCUGCUCUUCCUGCUCCUGGACCGCUCUGGCCGCUGAGCAGAGCCCAGGAUGGCCCUGACGCCAGUGGGCCCAGCCUGGCCCACAUCGCCACUGGGUGCUGUGAGACCUGAAGACCAGGCUGAAAAACCCAAGGUUGGGUCCAGGGUACUGCCCUUCAAUCAAGACCUCCAUGGCUGAACCCAAGACGGGCCACCCUGGAGCCUGACCCUGCCAGAGUGCAUGGCUGCCCUGGACGCCGGUGCCCAAGGACAGCUGCUGGAGGAGCCAGCCCAGCAGGAAGGUCUUUGAGCAGGGCCCCAUGCACCCAGUGGUAGACAGGCACCCUAUGGCCAUGGCUGAUGCUGGCCACACUUCCCCUUCCGAGGGCCGGCCGAGCACAGCAGACAUGAAGGUUAAUGGAGCUGCAGUCAGUCCGUUCCUUGGGGAGGACAGGGGUUCCGCCCACUCUGUGUUCAGAUAAGGGCCACUGCAUGUCCCUGAAGGUCAGGCCAGCCGGGGGAGGGGCCUAUGCUGUGAAAACUCCGCCUACAAAGGCUUCUCUCCCCACCUGCUCAGGCUGAGACCCACUGGGGGUCAGCACUGGCCUGUUGCAGGGACAAGGGUCCACCCAGGCCUUAGAACGUAAGCACCAGCCCCAGCUUUGCCCCUGCACACCCUCACGUUGCCACACCUGGGGCCUUCGUGGAAAAGGGUGGAGACAUCGGGUCUGUGGGUGACCGUGAGAGACGGAGCACUGGGCUCAAUGCAAAGCAGCUUCCAAUAAACCGGCUCCUGGGAA